This is a messenger RNA of Diatraea saccharalis (sugarcane borer), 2822 nucleotides long. The record is from the annotation of a GenBank genome assembly. NCBI's taxonomy places the organism in Eukaryota, Metazoa, Arthropoda, Insecta, Lepidoptera, Crambidae.
AAAUCGCAAACUAAUAUACACAGAACACAUUUAUUUACUCCAAGAGAAAUAUACCUCAAUGUUAAGCGAGUGUCUGUUGUAAAAUCACAUUUUAUAUAAAUUAUCAAAAUGGACAUAAAUAAUCCACAGAAUCAAAGUUAUUGGUUUGUGCUGAGAGAAGACCAAAACAAUGUGUACAAUUUUACUAUUCAUAAUCCGUCAAUAUCAGGACAGGAUACCAGAUAUGUAAUAGAUCCACACACAGAUGACAAUCGACAAUACAUUCAGAUUGAUGAAACUCCAUUAAUUUUAUCGGAAGAUACAAUACAAAAUUGUGAUAAAGAUACUAUCAAAACAAAGGAUGAAGACAAUUUUUGGGAUAGAGAUAAAAUUAAAUUACUGCUUUCCCUAUGUUUAGACAACAGAUUCAAGAACUGUUUUAAAGACAAGACUAUGUUGAAUGAAAUUGCUAUACUGAUAGGUUCAACGCCAGAAGAAUGCCACAAAAAAUACAUAAGUCUGAGAAAAACAUAUAUCAGGCUAUUGAAAAAGAAAAGGCUCGGUAAACAUAUCAAAUGGGUACACUUUAAUACAUGUGAGGAAGUCUUUCAAGAAUGUAAUUUGUUACCUUUGUCAACAUUAGAACCAUGGGAUGAUAUCAAAGUUAAAAGACUUCUCAAUCUUUACUUGGAAAAUCUUAGUAAAUUUCGUGAUCCUUAUUGUCCACAGAAAGAUGUUUGGAAAGAUAUAGCACUGUCUCUAGGCACUACAGAAUAUAACUGUUACAACAAGUUUAAAAAUCUUAAGAGGACUUAUUUAAAAUGGUUGGAGAGAAAUAAUGAGACAAACAAACUAAUCAAAUGGCCUUAUCACAACUACUUUGAAAAGAUAUAUUAUAAUUACAAGCCCGUUUUAGGAGCUUGGGACAAAAAUAAAACAAAUAGGUUAAUGCAAGCUUAUCUACAAAUUGUACAUAAAUUCAAAAAUCCAAAAUUUUCAAAGAAAGAAUUAUGGAAAGAAAUAUCUUCCAUAGUUGGUGAGAGUCCACUUAAAUGUGAUAGAAAAUUCAGAAAUAUGAAGCAAACAUAUAUUAGGCUAAAGAUGAGUAGAUCUGUCACAAAGUGGUGCUACUAUAAAGAUUUUGAAGCAAUAUAUAGCAAUAUGUCACCUCAUACCAAUGAAAACAUGGGAUUCUAUAAGGAACAGAAUUAUAUUGUACAACUUCUAAAAUUUUAUGAUGAAAAUAAGGAAAAGUUUAGGAAUCGUAUGAUUAAAAAUAAGUAUCUAUGGAGGACAAUUGGUUCUAAGCUGGGUUUGUCCUCUGAAGAAUGUCAUAGGAAGUUUCGUAAUCUUAAGCAAACCUAUAUUAGGCUAAGAGGAAAAAUGGAAUCAACUGGAAAAUGCAAUAAAUGGCCAUACUAUGCCUACUUUGCAAAAAUAUAUGAUGAUCAAAAAUCUUCACAAAAAUAUUGUAACAACAACAAUAAUACUGAUCACUCAACCCUGCUAGAAGUAAAGAAGGUCCUUCGAUGUAUACAAAAAAGUGAUACUGACAAAUUUGAGAAGCUUGUCAGAGUUGCAGAAGAGUCCAACAAUAUUCAAAGAGAAAGGAACAGAAUUUUACUUGCGUUAUUAGCCAGAAAAUAAAAUAAUCAUUUUUUUAAAUAAUUAUUAUAUUUUUAUGAAAAAUGCUUAAAAAAUCACUUUGUCCCUGGCACUCUGAGAUGGGACAAGAACCUAUGAACUUUCGCAAUCCAGGCGACUGCUCUAACCACAGCUACCCAGGACCUAACAAGACUGAUUUUUAUUUUUUUUAAUGUAAGCAUUUUCCUAUAAGAAUAUUUUCCAGUAUAGCAUUAUGAACACAAAAUUGAUCAAAUAUAAUAAAAGUACAAUAUUUUUAUUUUGGAAAUUAUUUGAAAAGUUCUAUUUUGAUUUUUAUUUAUUUUUAUUAUAUUUGGGAAACAAACAAUAUUUAUAAUAAAUACAAUUGAAACAUUUUAAAAUAACACAUUAAUCAGUAAGUUUCCACUAAUAGUUUAUACAAUACACAUGACACUUUUCGCAUUAAAAAAUAACUAAAUUAUUGUUUGGUUUAAUUUUCAUUAAUCACUAACAAAAAGAAUCUAUAAUGUCAACAAUCAUGUCAAAGUUACACGAUGGUCUAUAUUCUAAUUACUCAUACAUUAAUUAUCAAAUUAAAUUAAGACUAUAAAUAAAAAUAAUAACAAUAUCAUUUAAUGUUCGUCAGGAUUAUCCUUUAUAUUUUUUACAAGUUUUUUUAGAGAAGGAAUUGAGCAAUUAAAAAUGUCAAUGGAGUUAAAUUUCAUGUCAUAUUCUUUACAAGAUCUAUAAACAAAAAUAUUUCCUGCAUAAUUAGUUUUAGUUAAUGGGACAGAAAAAAGCUUUUUAGACCGUGAACCCAUCCGAGAGCAUCUUAUAUUAAUAUUCUGUAAUAAAAAUUUCGAGUCAACGUGAGCUUUUAAAAUCUUAUACAAAAACAUUUGAUCCCUCUCUAAACGUCGAUCGAGUAAAGAAGGAAUACGAAUAGGUAAGUGGUUAUCGCAAGCAGAUCUAAAUUUGAGGUGCUUUUCAAAUUUUUUGUUGAUUUUUUCAAUUGCGUCAAUAUACACUUUAUACUGUGGAUUCCAUACCGUCGAUGCGUACUCCAAAACAGAUCGUACAUAUGAAUUAUACAAUAACAUUAGAGUGGAGUUAUAUUUAAAUAACUCCACUCUAAUGUUAUUUGAUGGAAAAAAAGUAAAAAUAAAUACUCAUGAAUUAAUUUUUACGGUCAAUGGUUACUAUAUUUUUUCUUCUAUUUCAGACAUAUCAUUUUCAUU